AGAUAAAUUGUAGCGAAAACUUUGUUACCUUCUGAUUAAACUUAUAAGCGAUACAGACGACAUCAUGAAAAUUAUUUCUUAUGUGUUCAUAUCGAUAUAUUGUUUAAUUAAGAAUUGGUUGGGAAUAACACCAGGAUUUAUAAAGAAAAAACCAUUUCCUGUAGGGUUACUAAUACAAACAUGUCUUUUAGCAUUAUCAAUUAUAAUUAUGAUAUUUCUUGCUAUUUUAUUUCUAAUAAUACAAACAUUCUUAUGUGGAAUGGAUUUGUGGUUAAUGUGGAAAUUGGGUAAAAAUUAUGGUGGUAGAUUAAAAGGCCAAGAUCCUAUUUUUGAGUGCACAACUGAAAAAGUAUCUGCUUCAGUUUUGUUGAUUUUGAAACGUAAUGAUGUUGAUGCGAUUAUUAACAAACGAUUAGAAGAAUUGUUUAAAAGGAUACAUAACAGUUCUUACAAAUUUUCUUGUACCGUAGAAAAAUGUUUGGGAUAUCCCUUUUACUUGAAGAAUCAAGUUAGCUCCAAAGACUGUUGCGUUUUUACUAAUAUCAAUGGCAAAAACUAUAUAACCCGAAACGAAUUACUUGAUCACGUUGACAAGAAUAACAUGAAUUAUGUUUGCAAUCAAAAAAGGUUGUGGUAUGCAGAGAUAUUUACGCAACCUGUGUUAUGGAACAAUCAAAGUGAAACGAAAAAACAUAUGGCGGUAAUGUUUGUCUUUAGACAUUGUUUAGCAGAUGCUACUUCUAUGUUAGGGUUAUUAAAGGAAUUUCUGGUACAAGAAAAAGCAAUACCUAUGACACUACACACGAAAUAUACAUCAUCCCCUAAAUUUGCAUUUGACAACGCUUAUAUUUAUCGGAACCUUUUAACUUGUGGAAAAGAUGAAUUAGCAUUUGACGUUCCCAACAAAGACCGUCACGUUGCUUUUUAUAUAGAAGAUAAAACAAAAUAUGUACCUUUAGUGAAAAAAUUAAAAAAUGAACUUGGAGUAGGUUUUACGGAAAUAUUAAUGGCGGGAUUAACUGCUAGCCUUGUAAAAGUUUUGCUGAAAAGAGAUAAAACUAUGACCAAAUAUACGACAUGUCUUCUAAUGAGAUCGAUAAAUGAAGAUUUAGUUAAAAUGAUUAAUGGAACAUACAAUUACAAAAAUCUUACUAAUGACAUAUCAGCACUUCUGAUUAAUACACCUGUUAACACGAAGAAAACGUCAACAACGCUUGAUCAGCUCAAUACUCUGGGAGUAGAAGUUCUUAAAGCUAAAUACUCUGCUGACAGUUUGGAAAUCCAUGCAAUUUCAAGCUUAUGUUAUAUUUUACCUGCUCCUGUAUUAACAUAUUUCACAAAUCUUAUGAAUAUAACAGCGUUAAUUACUAAUGUUGGAGCAGUAAAUGCAUUAGCACUAGAUGAUUAUGAAAUAGAUGCAGUAGUGGCAUUUAAUACAUUUUUCCACAGCACAAGUUUUAUAUUGCACGUAAUUACAAAUCUUGAUCGUUUUCAAUUAGCCCUAUCGGUGAAAGAUAAUAUUGUGGAUAGUAGAGAAGAGGCUCAGGAGAUUAUCGAUAACAUCUUUGAAUAUAUCGAUAAAUUAAGCGAAGAUUUGAACAUCCAUUGAAAUUGAUUAAAACGUAAUAAUGUAAAUUAUGAAUUAUUAUUACAGGUUUAUUACAGAAAGUAUUUUUGUAAGAGUUGAGUUAUCUAUCGAUAGAUUAGACAUUUUUGGACAAUAAUAAUAGUUCUGUUUGUAAAGUCACAAAACUAAAUUUGCUAUUUAAAUAAAAUUAAUUCUUUCAA
Messenger RNA from Onthophagus taurus, 1788 nucleotides. RefSeq lists its product as uncharacterized. Lineage: Eukaryota; Metazoa; Arthropoda; Insecta; Coleoptera; Scarabaeidae. The record is from RefSeq and is a predicted model, not a curated record.